AUGCCCUCCUCCGUGCACUCCCAAGACCAGGACCAGUCCAUGAUGGACGCCGCUCCGCAGGAGCAAGAACAAUACCAGGAGGAAGAUGAUCUCCUGGAGAUGGAGGAGAAGCGCAUUGUUGUUCUUCCCGGCGCCACCGAAACAGCCGCUUCGUUCCAGUUUGAAGGCGAGGGUCAUACAUUGGGGAAUGCGUUGCGGUUUUCGAUUAUGAAGAACCCCCAAGUCGAAUUCUGCGGUUAUACCAUUCCCCAUCCUUCGGAGCAGAAGAUGAAUUUGCGGAUUCAGACGAGUGACGAAACCACCGCAACUGAUGCCCUCCAGAAAGGCCUCGACGACCUCAUGGAUCUCUGCGAUGUCGUGACGGACAAGUUCACCAACGCACGCAACGCUUUUAACGCCGCCGAGGCCGAUAAGAUGACCUCGUGA
Molecule: messenger RNA, 426 nt
Organism: Aspergillus chevalieri
Lineage: Eukaryota; Fungi; Ascomycota; Eurotiomycetes; Eurotiales; Aspergillaceae
Gene: RPC19
Product: DNA-directed RNA polymerase core subunit RPC19
Exons: 4
Coding region: 1-426 (141 amino acids)
Biological process (GO): DNA-templated transcription
Cellular component (GO): RNA polymerase III complex; RNA polymerase I complex
Molecular function (GO): DNA binding; protein dimerization activity; DNA-directed RNA polymerase activity
Source: RefSeq, a predicted model, not a curated record